AUGGUUGCUAUGUACAACGUUGCCGGCCGGCAGGUCGGAUCACACUGGCUGGCCAUUGCCACGCUUAGUGCGACUUUCGGUAUCCCAUAUCUGCUGACACGAGGCGGCGGUUCCAAGAAGUCACCUACACCCCCGAUCAACGCUUCAAGCAAGGACGAGGAGAAGUUCAUUCAGUAG
This is a messenger RNA of Exophiala spinifera, 177 nucleotides long. RefSeq lists its product as uncharacterized. Bases 1 to 177 code for a protein of 58 amino acids. Lineage: Eukaryota; Fungi; Ascomycota; Eurotiomycetes; Chaetothyriales; Herpotrichiellaceae. The record is from RefSeq and is a predicted model, not a curated record. Gene Ontology annotation, biological process: proton motive force-driven ATP synthesis. The transcript is spliced from 2 exons.